Rhodotorula graminis WP1 is the source of this 1708-nucleotide messenger RNA. RefSeq lists its product as uncharacterized. Gene Ontology annotation, cellular component: membrane. The record is from RefSeq and is a predicted model, not a curated record. Gene Ontology annotation, biological process: amino acid transmembrane transport. Gene Ontology annotation, molecular function: amino acid transmembrane transporter activity. The transcript has 12 exons. NCBI's taxonomy places the organism in Eukaryota, Fungi, Basidiomycota, Microbotryomycetes, Sporidiobolales, Sporidiobolaceae. The coding region runs from base 1 to 1650 and encodes 549 amino acids.
AUGUCGACCUCGCUCGAUCUCGAGAAGGCGCACUCGCCGUCGGCGGGCUCGCAGGGCGGCCCCGACGACGACAAGGAGGUGGCGCCCUCGGAGGCGUUGCCGACCGACGUCGUCUCGCCUGAGCAUCUCACGCGCGCUCUCAGCGCUCGCCAAGUGUCCAUGAUCGCCAUCGGCGGAACCAUCGGCACGGGACUCUUUCUCGGCACCGGGCGCAGCCUCGUCAACGGUGGACCGGCGUCGCUCCUCAUCAACUACAGCAUCGUCGGCGCGCUCGUCUACUUGGUCAUGCUCUGCCUCGGCGAGAUGGCCACCGAGUUUCCGCUCGCCGGUUCCUUCACCACGUACGCCGCGCGCUUCGGCGACCCGGCUCUCGGCUUUACUAUCGGCUGGAACUACGCGUUCAACGACGCAGUCUCGACUGCGGGCGACCUCACCGCGGCACAGGUCCUCAUCGGCUACUGGACGCCCAAGUACAACUGGCUGCCGUCGCUCCUCUUCCUCUUCUUCGUCGUCACCGUCAACCUCGUCCACGUCCGAGCCUAUGGCGAGCUCGAGUACUGGCUCUCGCUCCUCAAGAUCGUCGCGAUCGUCAUCUUCUUCUUCCUGGGCAUUGCCGUCAACGCCGGCGGGAACGUCGACGGCGAGUACAUCGGCGCGCGGAACUGGACGGUCGGCGAGGCGCCUUUCGUCAACGGCUUUGCGGGCUUCGCCUCGCUGUUCGUCAACGCUGCGUUUGCGUACGGUGGCACCGAGAGCAUCGGCAUCACCGCCGGCGAGACGAGGAACCCGGCGCGCAACAUGCCCAAGGUCGUACGCAAUGUCUUCUGGCGCAUCAUCAUCUUCUACCUGAGCACGGUCAUCAUCAUCGGCUUCAACAUCCCGUACAACUACCCCAACUUGUCGACCAAGUCGACCCAAACCUCGCCAUUCACCCUCGUCUUCCAGAUGGCCGGCGCCAAGGCCGGCGGCUCGUUCAUGAAUGCUGUCGUCCUCACCUCUGUCGUGUCGGCGGCAAACCACGCCCUCUUUGCGGGCGCACGCGUCCUGUACGGCCUCGCCGUCAUACGUCAAGCGCCGGCCGUUUUCCGCAAAACGAACGCCCAGGGCGUUCCAUGGGUCAGCGUGCUCGCCAUCGCGAGCGUGUCCCUCAUCCUCUUCGGCGCCAGCUUCCUGCCCGGCGGCGCGAGCCAGAUCUUCUCGUGGUGCCAAAACCUGGUCGGCGUGUCGAACCAGCUCGCGUGGCUCACGAUCGGCAUCACGUCGACGCGUUUCCGCUGGGCGUGGGCCGCUCAAGGCCGGUCCGCCUCCGAGCUGCGCUUCCCCAACCCUGCCGGCAAGUGGGCCGGCCCGGUCGUCGUCGUCGUCACGUCCUUUAUCAUCCUCGUCCAAGGCUGGUCCGUCUUCCGGCCGCCGUUCGACGCGGUCGGCCUCGUCGCCAACUACAUCGAGCUCCCGAUCUUUGUCGCCCUGUACCUCGUCUUCCGGCUCGCCAAGUGGGGCAAGGUGCGCACGCCGAGCCUCAAGGAGAUCGACCUCGACACGGGGCGGUACGUCAACACGGCCGAGGACGACAAGGACGACGAGGACCGGGCGGCGCGAGAGAGCGGGCGACUCGGGUGGGCGUGGAAGGCCUGGGGGUGGAUCGCGUAGAGCUCGAGCCCCUCUCGGGAGACGUUAGAGCGCAUGUACACUAUCCCUCGUCGCUCUC